UUUUUUUUUUUUUUCUCCUGAAAAAAAUUAUUUCUUUUCUACCUUUUUUUUUUUUUUCUUGCAAAUUAAAUAAUGAGUGGGAACUCUACUGUAGAGGAGAAUAAUGAUGAUUGUCGGUCAAUAUGGAGCAGAGCUCGUCGAUCUCAUAUUGGAAUUGCUGGUGUGGUAGCGCUUACUUUAUUUACGGAUAUGUUGGUAUAUGGUGUAGUUAUUCCUUGCCUCCCCAAAUUAGUUAUUGACCGUUUAAAAGGAAAUUCGACUAUGGUUGGAUUCUUAUUUGGUUGUUAUGCUUUUGGCUUACUGGUUGCAACUCCUGUUUUUGCCAUUCUAUCUGAUCGUUAUGAAAAUAGAAGAUACCCUAUGAUGGGAGGCAUGCUAGGUUUAAGUAUUUCGACAUUAGCCUUUGCAAUGGCUGACACUUAUGCUUUAUUGGUUUUGGCUCGUGUAGCUCAAGGAGUUGCUGGUGGAGCAUCAUGGACUAUUGGGCUUGGAUUGCUUGCAGAUGUUUUCCCAACCAAUAAACUGGGCACAGUUAUGGGUACAGUCUUAACUGCACAUACUGUUGGAUUUGCUCUAGGUCCUGCUAUUGGUGGUAUUCUUUAUGAAUAUGGAGGAUUUUCAGCUCCGUUUUUAUUUUGUACCGGAUUUGCUGUUAUCAAUUUUUUAGGUAUUCUUUGGUUAGCAGAACCAACGAAAAUGAAGCAAAAGAAGAACAUAAUAGAUCAAGGAGUGGCAGAUGAAACAACUCCCUUAAUUGCAAAGAAAGAUUGUGAAAAACCGUUAACAAUGAUCGAUUUGUUAAAGAAUUGGCGUAUUUUAUCUUGUGUUUUAUGCACAAUUGUUUCUGCUUCUGUAUUUUCGGGUAUUGAGCCCUCUUUACCUAUUCAUUUACAGAUGGUGUUUAAUGCGUCUGCAUCAACUAUUGGAUUUAUUUUUGUCACUAUGGUUGUUCCUGCUUUCCUUGCCCCUUUAAUCGGACAUCUUUCGGAUAAGAUAGGUAGACAAGUUAUUUCAGCGACAGGUAUGAUCAUGAUGGCCAUUUCAGCACCUUUUAUUGCUAUUAAUUACUCAACCAUUUAUUGGAUUAUUCCUUCUCUAAUGAUCUUUGGUCUUUCAAGUCCUGUUAUCAUGACACCUAUUUUACCAGAAAUGGGUGAGACUGUAAACGAUAUGGGUGGUGCUGCAUACGCUCAAGUCUAUGCAUUGUAUAAUAUGGCCUACUCGAUUGGUAUGUUUAUUGGGCCUGUUAUAGCUGGAUUCAUCAUGUCUGCUGCUGGAUUCAAGACCUUAAUGUUUAUCUUUAGUCUAGCACUUUUUAUUUGUAGUCCAAUUAUGGUAAAUUGGACGGCUAUAUUUAGAAAGAUAAAAACUACACUAUAUCAUUAAACAGUAAAUUAUUUUAAAUG
This is a messenger RNA of Cokeromyces recurvatus, 1406 nucleotides long. Its product is annotated as major facilitator superfamily domain-containing protein. The transcript is spliced from 8 exons. Gene Ontology annotation, molecular function: transmembrane transporter activity. The record is from RefSeq and is a predicted model, not a curated record. Gene Ontology annotation, biological process: transmembrane transport. Bases 73 to 1386 code for a protein of 437 amino acids. NCBI's taxonomy places the organism in Eukaryota, Fungi, Mucoromycota, Mucoromycetes, Mucorales, Mucoraceae.